AUGGUGGCAGCGGUGGGAUGGCAAGCCGGAAGAAAAGUGUUCGUCUACCCAAGCGCACAGGUUUGCGGUCUCAGAGCCAUGUGCAACAGCCAGGGGGCGCUGGAGCAGCAUGGGAAACGGACGAAGAGGAAGCGAAACCGGAAGUCAAACCCGGGCCAUUCUCGGAGCCUGGACAGGAUAUGCGGCAAGGCGCUGGAGGCGUACUCUGCCAUGGACGAGGAGAGAGCCCACUGCUACCGGGACUUAAAGGAGGCCCUGUUGGCGAAAUUUGAUAUUUCACCCGAGACCUACCGCCAGCAGUUUCGCUCCUCUACUCUACCAUCUGGAGAGAGCCCCACGGAGACCUAUCAUCGUCUCAGAGGUCUCUAUCAUUGCUGGAUACGGCCCGAGGAGCGGACCACGGAGGAGGUCGGCGAGGCAAUCAUCAAGGAGCAGCUGCUGCGAGUUUUCCCCUUCGAGGUGCGGACCUGGGUGAAGGAGCGCGAGCCCGGCGAUGGACUCACCGCUGCAAAGUUGGCCGUGCAGUACCUCAACGCGCGCAAAGGCGGACCUGCCCGGACCGGCACUACAGCUCAGUGUGGGCCAGCUCACCCGCUUCUCCCCAGACCACCCCGACAGGACAGCUACCCAGAUCGGCAAGACCAGCCCUAUCUUGUGAGUGUGGGUGUGGUUGAAAACUUACCAGUGGAUGCUAUUCUCGGUUGGGAUUUACCAGUUCUCAUGGACCUGUUGAACGAAAGAGUGUCUGAGGAAAGUGUCCAGCCUCUGCCAGACUUGGACAGUAGUCUGUGGGAGGGGGGCACUAAGGGGCCCAAGAAGUCCCGCCGUCAGAGGCGGUUUGAAAAACAAAUGUGGUCUGCUAGUCCUGAAGAUGUUUUACCUUUGUGUUGGAAUGUGCCCGACAAUGUUGUUCCUGUCAGUCCAUUUGAGUCGGGGACAUGGCGUGACCCCGCAGUGCUGAAGAGCUGUGUGUGUCCGCAGGCUGUGUUUGAUGUGGACAAGACUAAAGGCCUCACUCUGGUCGAGGUCUGGGAGGGGCUGACUCCAGACGACAUCAAGGCCUGCACCGGGACGGACUUUGAGGUGUCUCCAAACCUCAAGUCCAUGCAGCAGAUUUAA
Molecule: messenger RNA, 1119 nt
Organism: Knipowitschia caucasica
Lineage: Eukaryota; Metazoa; Chordata; Actinopteri; Gobiiformes; Gobiidae
Source: the annotation of a GenBank genome assembly